UCAGAAGCAGCCUAACUGUAGAACCGUCACCGGCACUCUCGAGGAGGCUUUUUGCAAGUUUGUCGGCCAGCCGGUUUCAGUUGUUUGCUCGAGUCGAACUGUCUAUGGAUUCUCAGAUUCCUCUCAGAACGCGUGGCUCUUCUCUUCUCUUAUUUGACUUCUACACAUUUUUAAUCUCUUUAACUGUUUCUUAACUUAUGCAGUGCUUUUUAUACUGGAUCUAUAUGCCACCUUGCUGGAGUUAACUUCUGACAGUGCGAGAAACUUCACUCGCUCAAUUCAGGGCAUCUGUUAAUGCUAAACCCAAACGUCAUUAUAAGCUAACAUGUUUUUGAUCUUUAGAUUUGAACCUAAGGAAACUCGGGAUGUUUUGCGAUGGCCAGUUGCUUCUUUCUCUUGUUUGUUUAUGUCAGGACUCAGGGGUGCAUGCUUUGUGCAAUGUCUGCCAUGUUGAUGUGGAGCGCAUAAGUAAAAGAAAGCCCGGCGAAGUGUUAACACCACAUGAACCUGGAGUUGUUAGACGGGCCGUAAACCAUUUUUUGCAGAAGGAAGGUGAUAUAAAGGUGACUGAUGUUCGAUGCAUUCCUGGAGAUUUUCAUGCUAGAUACAAGGCACUAGAGCGAACAUACUUCUACCGCUUGCUUUCUGGACCAGAGCCUUUGUCAACAUUUGAGAAAGAACGUGCUUGGCAUGUACCUGAUGAAUUAGAUAUUCUGGAGAUGAAGAAAGCUUGCAAAAUCUUAACUGGACAUCAUGAUUUCAGUUCGUUCAGGGCUUCUGGUUGCCAGGCAGCAUCACCAAUUAGAACUUUGGACGAGCUCCAUAUAUCUGAAGUUCUUCCAUCUCCAUAUUUUCCUUCUUAUGUUGAGAGAAAAGAAAAGGACUUACAUUCACCUUCAGAUAAUUUGAAAGCAUCUCAUUUGCACAUUAAAAAAUUUGAUGCAAGCACUCAUAAGUUUGGCCAUAGAAGAAGUCAUCGUUGCUACAUUGUAACAGCUAGAGCCCGUUCAUUCCUUUACCAUCAGGUUAGACUACUCGUAGGUUUGCUCAAAUCUGUUGGUACUGGGGAAGUGCCUACCAAUAAAGUUGAGGAAAUCUUGAAUGCAAAGUCAGUGGCUGCUGCAAGUCCUAUGGCUCCUGCUUGUGGUCUCUAUCUGGGAAAUGUUGAGUAUGAAUUCUCAAAUGAUUUUCAAAGAUAACACUCAUUUUGGUUCAUGAUGGAUUCCCCAUGUUAUUCCUUAUUGGCAGGCUAAAUGUUACUUCUCCAGUAUAUGUACUCCAUCCAGUCAAAUAUGCAAAUAUUUCUCGUGUCGCCUGUUGAGUGUGAAUUGAUGAGCAUUGCUGACUGACUAGACACAGUUUAUUUCUCUGUGUAACUAGUCUGUAGUUGACUUCUACCAUGCAAGGGGUUACACUUCUUAUGCAACUCAUUGGAACCCUUCAUUGGAUGUAAUAUUUUGGGCAAAGAAAGAGGCUCUUUAGUACACGACUGGCAUAUAUAAAUCUCUAUUUUUGGCUUGCAAGUUAAUUACAAUCUGCAACCUUAGGUCCC
Molecule: messenger RNA, 1552 nt
Organism: Asparagus officinalis (garden asparagus)
Lineage: Eukaryota; Viridiplantae; Streptophyta; Magnoliopsida; Asparagales; Asparagaceae
Product: tRNA pseudouridine synthase A
Exons: 12
Coding region: 366-1199 (277 amino acids)
Biological process (GO): tRNA pseudouridine synthesis
Molecular function (GO): pseudouridine synthase activity; RNA binding
Source: RefSeq, a predicted model, not a curated record